Molecule: messenger RNA, 1254 nt
Organism: Uloborus diversus
Lineage: Eukaryota; Metazoa; Arthropoda; Arachnida; Araneae; Uloboridae
Exons: 4
Coding region: 429-905 (158 amino acids)
Source: RefSeq, a predicted model, not a curated record
CCGAACGUCCCAACACCGAACUGACCGAACGUAAACAAACAAUCAAUAGCGCCUUGCAAUGCCGUUAUUAUAUGUAUCCGCAUAUUUUGGGAAUACUACUAAUGAAAUGACUUCAAAUAUUUCUCAAGCAUUGUAUGAAAUUAAUGUGUGUUUAGUAUACAGAGCAUGCGCUGCAUGGGCAAAAGCGCAGCAGAUACAUUUUGUGCAAUGAUGAACUGAAACCCCACCGUUUUUAAAUUUGAAAGACUACAGUAUCUCAGGCGAUUACAUCUGUUUGCUCAAAAUCUAGGUUGAAUGCUACAGAAAGUGCUGGCAGAUGAAGGUAAUUUCAUCAUUCAUAAGAAUCAACUAACGAAACCGCAAGAAACACACCAAUCGCAGGUUUUGAUAGUUCAAUUUCAGCAAAAGAAGCUGUUCAGAAGGAAAUAAUGGAAAAAGAAUUGGAAGAGCAAAGACGUCUUAAAAAAUUGGAGAAAGAAAAACGUAAAGCAGAAUCCAAAGCAAAACAAAAUGAAAAACGUGAUAAAAGACACAUGGGAGACAAUGAGGAGGAAUUUAAUGGUGAUGAUGUUGCUGAAAAUGCAGAGACUGCUCCAGUGAUAACAGUUAGAGGAUUUUUCUCAUCAUUUUUUCUAUUUUUCUUGUUGGGAUCUGCAACUGUCUUUUUGUAUCACAUGUAUCAAGAUGAACAUUUUCAAAGGAAAACACUGCCAAAAUUACAAGCUUUAGCCACGGAAUAUAAUACUAAAUUCCAACUUUAUGUUUCAAGAUUUUUAUCUGCUUUAAUUCCUAUUUUUAAAGACUUAAAAUCAGAGUUUUUACAGGUUGCUCAUCAUGCAAUGAUAUUAGUUACUAAAUUUUUUAGACAAUUAGAACAUGGUGUCAAAUUAUUAAUGUCAUUUUGAUAUUCAUAAUACAGACAGUACAAUUUAUGUUUUCAAAAGAAAUUAUGUUAAAUUUUAAAAUGGGUUUGAUUAACAUUUGAAGAAGUUUAUUUACACUAUGAGAGUUUCUUCAAAGAUUACUAAAAUUCUAUGUUUCUGACACUUUUUUUUAGAAAAUCUGAAACCAGUAAACAUAAGGUUAAAUGUAAAUUAUUAUAACAAACUGAGCAUUGCAUUAUAUCUGUAAUAAAAGCGUUUAUUUAUUACAUUAUUUGCGUAAAAACAUAUUUUAUUCCAGACCUAACCAUAUGUCCAGUGUAUGAUUUUUGUAUGAAUUUACCAUUUGUACUGAUACAUUUGAGUGAAUAAA